Molecule: messenger RNA, 5380 nt
Organism: Coffea eugenioides
Lineage: Eukaryota; Viridiplantae; Streptophyta; Magnoliopsida; Gentianales; Rubiaceae
Product: formin-like protein 18
Exons: 17
Coding region: 133-4752 (1539 amino acids)
Source: RefSeq, a predicted model, not a curated record
CCAUUUGGGAUCUGAGAUUUUCCAGUUGGAUGGUUUCUUGACGUUUGGAUGCAAUGUGGAUUGUUUAUUGUGCAAUUAAAAUUUAAUUUCUACUUUCUUGCUUAUGCUACUGCUGGGUUUUUGUGAAAAGGGAUGGCUCUUUUUCGCAAAUUUUUCUACAGGAAGCCACCUGAAGGGCUUUGGGAGAUAUCUGAAAGGGUUUAUGUCUUUGAUUGCUGCUUCGCUGUGGAUGCUUUAAGACAUGAUGAGUACAGAGAAUAUGUGAGAUGUGUAGUAGCUCAACUCCGUGACUACUAUCCUGAUGGUUCAUUUGUUGUUUUUAACUUCUGUGAUGGGGAGAAUCACGGCCAGAUUGCAAAUAUAUUGUCUGUGUAUGAUAUUAUUGUAAUGGACUAUCCUAAGCAGUAUGGAAAUUGCCCAUUACUCACAAUGGAGAUGAUUCAUCACUUUCUGAAGUCAAGUGAAAGCUGGCUUGCUGGGCACAGGAAUGUGCUUUUGCUGCAUUGUGAAUAUGGUGGCUGGCCACUUUUAGCCUUUAUGCUGGCUUCCUUCUUGGUUUAUAGCAAGCAAUAUACAGGAGAACACAGAACUUUAGGCAUGAUCUAUAAGCAAGCACCUCGUGAACUCUUGCAAUUACUGUUGCCACUAAAUCCAUUACCUUCACAAUUAAGGUACAUACAGUACAUCUCAAAAAGGAAAUUGGGCUCAGAAUGGCCUCCAUUUGACAGAGUUCUCGUGCUAGAUCGCAUCAUAUUGAGAAAUACCCCAACUAUGGGUGAAGAGGGUGGUUGUUGUCCAACAUUUAGGAUAUACAGACUGGAUCCUCUCAUAUCAGCUGAUCAGAAUUCUAAGGUGCUUUUUUCUGGUACAAAGAGGAGUGACGUUAUUCCACACAAACAGCAGGCAGACUCUAAAAUGGUUAAGAUUGACAUCAACUGCCAUAUCCAAGGUGAUGUUGUGCUCGAGUGCAUAACUAUAAAAAAUGAUCUGCAAUUUGAAGAUGUCUUAUUUCGUAUUAUGUUCAACACAGCCUUUAUACAAUCAAAUAUCUUAAUUCUUAACCAUGAUGAGAUUGAUACUCCAUGGAAUGUCCAACAUCAUUUCUCCAGGGACUUCAGGGCAGAGGUCCUUUUCUUGGAGAUGGAUUCUUCUCCUACACUUAUUCCACAUGAUUAUCCAACUACUGAAGAUAAAGGAAGUCUUCCAAGUGAAGCAUUUGGCAACAUGUUUAGAAAUGUGGAGUCACUGGAACAAAAAGCCGAUGUUGAUCAACACCAUGCUGGAAAUGAAAACUUGGGUCAGGGCUGUAUGCAGAGUGCUAGAAUUGUAAAAAGGAGUUGUCACGAAACUGCAAAGGAAGAGAACCAGGGAACUCUUCCGCUUCCUAGUAAUGGACACGAAAAUUUGAAAAGUGUACCUGCCAAUGCUUCUCAAGUUCAGAAGAUGUUUAGCAGGGUGAAUUUGCUCCAUCUGAAAAAUGAUGUUGAGCUAAAUAUGUUGAAAACAACAGCAUCAGAUUCCCUGCAAGAAAAUUUGGAAACUUCCCCUUUUGAUGGAAAAGAAAAAUUAAAUGCUAGGUCUCCUCAGUGUGCCAGUGUUGAAAUUCUGGAGAAUAUCGCCCAUGAAAGUGCUAAGGAUGAUACACCUGAGACUACCUCUCUUUCGCAUGCUGGAAAUGAAAAUUUGGUGGAUAUAUCCCCUAAACAUGUUCUGGAAGGGACAGUCAUGGGAAAGCCAAGUUCUGACAGCAUUUCAGAUAUGCCAAAUUCCAAAGCAUUGGGGAGUGAAAUAAGAAGUUCCCUGCCUGAAUUGUUAGAAGAAAGAUGUCCAGAAUCUUCUACAUCUUUGGGUUUGAACGCAUUAACAAAGAAGAUGGACUCCCAAGAAAUUCAGGGUGCUUUUGAAAGACCUGUUCAAAAUAAAAUGGUCUUACCAACAGUUUUUCAUGGUUCUCUACCCAAUCCAGCUUCAAACUGUUUGCAGGGGUCACCAUUACCCCUUACAAAAUAUACGAAUGCAUCAUCUGUCCUUGGCAUUACUGCUCUCUUGCAUGAUACUUCAUCAAACAAUAAAAUGAAGUCUCACAUGGUCACAAUAUCUCCAAGAUCUGCUCUUUCAGCAUCUUUUCCUCAACUAUGUAAACCUGUAACUACAAGUUUGCUCCAGGUGGUGCCACCAUCUGAUUUACCAUCUUCAACUGUAGCAACCAGCAAUUUGGCAAAAGUUUCUGCAACACCUUUUCUUUCAUCAUCACCACAAUCUUCACCAUCACUACCAAAAGCACACCCAACCCUAUCAAAUUUAUCAUCAGAAUCAUCCAUUGAUGAUUUAUCAGCUCCAAAUGAACAGGAUUUUCGCAAGAAAUCUGAUUGUGUUGUACCAACACGAAAUACAGGAUGCUUACCAUCAGUUUCUCACACACCACUUUCAACCUUGGCUCAUCCAGAAAUGCCACUGUCUUCUUCAUCCAGUAACGUAUUUCCCCCUCCCCCUCCUCCACCUCCUCCACCUCUUUUUCCCAGAAUGGCCACAUCUCUUUUUGUCAAAAAUUCAUUUACAUGUGCCUAUCUCCCUCCUUCCUCACCUCCAUUCUCAUUUUCCUCAGCUUUAACUCCUGACGAGAACACAAAGAAUUCAUCAGAAGUUGCUUCUUCUCUCCCUGAGGUAGCUUUAUCCGGUGGCCUAGUUCCUUCCAAACUGCAAGACAAAAGCACAACGAAUGAGACCAUACCCCUAACACCCCCUCCUCCAAACCUUUUUGUAUCAUCAGACUCUAGUAUUGCUGCCAUUAGUUCAGCAUCACCACCCAUACCCCCAUCUCCACCUCCACCUCCACCUACACCUCCAUCUCCACCACCAUCUGCAUCUGUCGAAGGCCAAACUCCAUGUCCCACUACCAUGUACUCAUCUUUGACUCCAACUCCUCUCACGGCUCCACUUCCUGGUUCAAAUUCAUCCAGUGGCCUGAUUUCUUUGAUUGUGCCAGAAAACAAGUUGGAAAAGUCAGCUUUUUCUCCUCCUCCUCUGCAUUCAGGGUUGAUUGCCAGUGCUGCUGUUUCAUCAGCAGGGCAACUGCCAGCUCAUCAAUCUUCACCUCCACCCUCAAGUUCCAUAAGAGAAGCUUCAACUCCCAUCCAGAACCCAUCUUCAUCCUCACCACUUGCCCAACCUCCAGUCCCUGAGGCAGCAUCUUUUAGUGACUCAAUUUCUUCCCUUGUUCCAGAGAAAAGUAAUGUAAUAUCAGCUAGGCUUGCUUCACCACCUCCUCCUCUACAUUCAAAAGCACUAUCAAAUCCUGCUGCGGUGUCAGCACCAGCACCACCCCCUCCUCCUAGUUUCUCUUCAAACAAAUUAAUGGCAAAGAUUUCUCCACAUGUUCCUCCUCCACCUGCUCCAUUUUCCAAUACCUUGCCAAAAACAGGAACCACAUUGCAAUCUCAUUCUUCUGGAAGGAAUGGACGCAUUCCUCCUACACCUGCAUCACCAUUAGGUUCAAAAGGAAGGCUCCAAGCAAGUUCAAGUGCCAAAUAUCAAAACAAAAAGAGCUCCCUGAAGCCAUACCAUUGGCUAAAAUUGACGAGAGCCACGCAAGGAAGCCUGUGGGCUGAGACACAGAAACCUGAGGAAGCAUCAAAGACUCCAGAGUUCGACAUGUCUGAAAUUGAGAGUCUUUUCUCAGUCACUGUCCAAAACUUAGAUGACGGGAGCACCAAGGGGAAAUCAAGUCGCGCUUCAAGAAGCAAAUCUGACAAAGUCAACCUGAUUGACCUUAGGAGGGCGUAUAACUGUGAAAUUAUGUUGACAAAGGUUAAGAUUCCUUUGCCCGACUUAAUGAGUUCAGUCCUCACACUGGAUGAUUCAGCAUUGGAUGUAGAUCAGGUAGAUAAUCUAAUAAAAUUUUGUCCCACAAAAGAAGAAAUGGAGCUUAUCAAGAAUUACAAAGGUGACAAAGAAAACCUUGGAAAAUGUGAACAGUAUUUUCUGGAGUUGAUGAAAGUCCCACGGGUGGAGUCAAAAUUGAGGGUUUUUUCCUUUAAAAUCCAAUUUUCUUCACAGGUUUCUGACUUAAGGAAUGCGCUGAACAUAGUAAACUCUGCAUCAGAAGAGGUUAGGAAAUCAGUCAAGUUGAAAAGAGUAAUGCAAGCGAUUCUUUCAUUGGGUAAUGCUUUAAACCAAGGGACUGCAAGAGGUUCUGCUGUUGGAUUUCGAUUGGAUAGCCUUCUAAAGCUCACCGAUACUAGAGCUCGAAACAAGAAGAUGACUCUCAUGCACUAUCUUUGUAAGGUUCUUAAUGAAAAGCUCCCAGAACUUCUGGAAUUUCCCAAGGACCUUACAAGCUUGGAAGCUGCAAACAAGAUACAAUUGAAAUACUUGGCUGAGGAAAUGCAAUCCAUCAGCAAAGGGCUGGAGAAAGUUGUACAUGAACUGACUGCCUCAGCAAAUGAUGGUCCUGUGUCCGAAAGUUUCUGCAAGAUGCUAAAGGAAUUUCUUUGCUCUGCUGAGGCUGAAGUGAGAUCCCUGGCCUCGCUUUAUUCUGGGGUGGGGAAAAAUGCAGAUACAUUGGCACAUUACUUUGGAGAAGAUCCUGCUCGAUGUCCUUUUGAGCAAGUUGUUUCAACUUUGCUCAACUUUGUGAGGAUGUUUGAGCGAGCUCACGAGGAAAACUGCAAGCAAAUUGAGUUUGAAAAGAAGAGAGCAGAAAAGAAUGCUGACAUUGAGAAAACAAAUUUGAGUGCCUUUUUGAAGGAAUAGGACAAGUUGAUGGCAGAUGCUGCUGAUAUGUCUAAUAACUCAAUUGGCUCUAGAUGGCAUUAUCCUUGAUCGUUGGCCGGUGCAAGUACCUUGUACAUGUCCUGUGUAUCUCCAGAGUAGCAGCAGUGAGUAACAUCACUCCUUCCCAAGCAGCGAACUGCAUGUUUAUCUAAAACCGUUUUGCCCUGAAGUAAGAGUUGUUCUCUAAAAGGAAGACUGCAUCUCAUUAGACGCUCAUUUCAAGAGGUACGCUGCUUUAGUGACCUCCUUCAACUAGACUUCUCUGCCACAAUAUGGUAAUUUGACACAUUUCACCAAAUAAUCUAUCUGUUAUUUCCAUCAUGUUCCAGAUAUGUGCUAUCGGAACUUUGAAGUCUUGAAAUCACUUCUUAAGUGGUUGAAUAUUGUUUGUAAAUGUCUGUAUUAGGACCCAGAUCAGAAUUUUUCACAGCCACGUUCUGGUUUAUACGCCAUACCUUGUACAAGUUAGAUAUUCUUCCACAUCUUAGUAGCAAUAACUCUGUAUUUCUUCACAACGAUUAUCUGCAUGUCGUAGCAACUAGAACCCUAGUUUAGGACUUGAGGUGCUACACUAUGAACCAUAGAAUGGAAUUGUUGAUUUCCAGGA